Molecule: messenger RNA, 627 nt
Organism: Trichoderma asperellum CBS 433.97
Lineage: Eukaryota; Fungi; Ascomycota; Sordariomycetes; Hypocreales; Hypocreaceae
Source: the annotation of a RefSeq genome assembly
GCCGCAAGAAGCAAAACCUCGCCAGAUCCCCUUGUCAAUUCAUCUCUAGCACUUCCCAAGUGCCAAAUCUUGGCCCCCAACGCAUCGUCCGACGUUCUCCAGUCUGUUACCACAAGCGACUAUCAUGGGGCCUUUCAUCAGAUUGCGUUAGCAUUGCGUUAGCCUGUGCCUUGCCUUCGUAUACUCGCCAACAUUUAUCUCCCAGGAGUCGAUUUCCUCCUCUUCUCUCUCCUCCAUCGCUGGCCUGUCCUUUAGGUCCGGAUAGCCUCCCCGGUGCGUGUGGCUAUGGGGAUAGCGCUGCAGAAAUUGCGAGCCCUAGCUUCGCUUUUGCUCUUCUCUUUCUGAUCCUUCACUUUCCAAAUCAGGUCCUCAACGGCUGUGCUCGCUCUAUUGUUGCUCUUUUCGUGAAGUUUUCUAGCCGAUAUGGCGUUUCUCUUGCCAGGAUGGGUAAUUCAAGCGCUCUGAAGCCUGGUUAGAUCAGAACCACGCCGUCGGUUACGAGAUCAUAGCCGAACUGCUGGACGAACGGAACACGCGAGUAGAUGCGGACCAAUCUGAACUCGUCGCAUUGCCGAGCUCUCCAUGGAUAUAUUAUUAAGAUGCUUACCAAGACUCUCGUAGAUUCCC